GCGGGAAGAGCGAACGAACUGAACCUCUCACCAUCGUACACCGAAGAGUGCUAAUGCUGUACUCGUACACUUCCUAGGACUGCUGUUUUCUCAGUAUACUGAGGUGGCAUAUUUGGAUUAUUCUCUGUUUUACUAUUUAUGCGGAGAUUUACAGCUUGGUUUCGAAUUCCCCGCUGACUGAAGUUUAAAGGGAUUUAGCCUGCAAAGCAGAUGGAGGACCCUGCAGACUCAGGCGGCGGUGGUGCAGCAGCUCCAGAGGGCCCCACGAUGCGAGUGACGGAGAUCCGCUGCCCAACAGGAGCCUGUCCUUUACGGUUACUGGAGUGGAAAGUUAAACCCGGAUCUUUUGUCAAUGUAGAUUCUGUGCUUGCACUGUGCGCCCCUAUUCGACCGGUGGAAGAGUGUGAAUCAGAGACACGGGAACAGACGAACAGGCUGCCUGAAAAGAAGGUGAAAUCGGAUCGUGCAGGAGUAGUGAAGGAGCUGUGCUGUCAACUUGGACAGGUCAUAUCUCCUGGUGGGGUCAUUGCAAGAAUAGAGGAAUGCAGUCAUCCAAUUGUGAUGAAGGGCCUGUGUGCCGAAUGUGGAAAAGAUCUUGCACAGCUGCAGAACAAGAAUGGGAGGCAGCAAGCGCCCCUCUCUACGGCAAACGUCUCCAUGGUGCACAGCGUUCCGGAGUUGAUGGUCAGCUCAGAGCAAGCAGAACUCCUAGGCCGGGAGGACCAACAGCGGCUGCACCGGAACAGGAAGUUGGUUCUGAUGGUGGACCUGGACCAGACGCUCAUCCACACCACCGAACAGCACUGCCGACGCCUGUCCAAUAAGGGCAUCUUCCACUUCCAGCUGGGUCGCGGCGAGCCCAUGCUCCAUACCCGUUUGCGGCCGCACUGCAAGGACUUCCUGGAGAAGAUCGCCAAGCUCUACGAACUUCAUGUGUUUACCUUUGGCAGCAGGCUAUAUGCCCAUACCAUAGCAGGAUUUUUGGAUCCGGAAAAGAAGCUCUUCUCUCACCGCAUCUUGUCCAGGGAUGAGUGCAUCGACCCCUUCUCCAAGACUGGAAACUUAAGGAACCUGUUCCCCUCGGGCGACUCCAUGGUGUGCAUUAUCGACGACCGGGAGGAUGUGUGGAAGUUUGCUCCCAACCUGGUGACCGUGAAGAAGUACGUCUACUUCCAGGGGACGGGCGACAUCAACGCACCGCCAGGGUCUCGGGAGGCGGCCCGGAAAGGCGCUCAGGCCAGCAAGGCAGCCGACAGCACAGAACCCUCAGACCCGUCCACUGCGUCGGAGGAGCAGAGCAACGGCCUCAGGAAACGAGCGCCACGCGACCGGCACGCACAGCCACCGGCCCCGGCCCCGGCCUCCGCCACUCAGGGAGCGACAGCCAACGACAGGACUCAGCCCGACAAGGAAGGGGCGGGACAACAGGCGGAGGGCGAGGCCGCGGCCGCGUCACGGGUCGGCGGCGAAGGGACUUCGCCGAACGCAGAGGAAACGGAAAAGAACAGCGGCGGCAGCGGCAGCAGCGCUCAGGAGGCCCAGCGGCCGGAAGAGGAACCGUCGUCGGAACCGUCGUCGUCGGAACCCAAAGAGCCGGAGCCGACGAACGCCGGCUCGGAGAACGCGCAGAGCCACGGCGCGGGGCAGAACGACCUGGACUUCAACUUGUCCAGCGACAGCGACGACGACAGCCAGUCGGAGGCCAAGGACAGGAGCACACCCCCCGCCCCGACCCAGCCCACGUCUUCCACGAAAGAGGAAGACGACGCGACGUCGGCCAGCAGGGAAGAGAGCGACGCCGUGACUGCGGAGAAGUCGAUAGAAGAAAGCCGGGAUCACAACGCACAGAAGGAGCUCGGGAACGGGGACAGCACGGAGGUCAGCGACAAAGAGCCGAAGCCCAGCGAAGCGACCGCGGGAGGGGAAAGGUCGGCGGAACGCGGGCCAGACGACCCCACCGCCGACGACGACGAGGACAUGGCGGACGAAGACGACGAGGAGGAGGACGAGGAGGACGAGGAGGACGAGGAGGAGGAGGAAGACCGAGACCACGACGACCACCUCAUCUACCUGGAGGAGGUGCUGACGAGGGUCCACCGCGAGUACUACGCCCGCUACGACGCCUACCUGCACCAGGGCGCGAGCGGCAACUCGCCCGCCGCCGCCACCGCCGCCCAGGGUGCCGGCGAGCCGCCCGACAUGCGGCGGAUCGUGCCCGAGGUGAAGGGGCGCGUGCUGGUGGGCACCACGGUGGUGUUCAGCGGCCUCUACCCCACCAACUACCCCAUGGAGCGCACGCGCGAGUUCUACCACGCCAGGGCGCUGGGGGCGCACGUGGCCAAGAGCCUGGUGCUCAACAUCAAGGACCCCGAGUGCACCACGCACCUCAUCGCCGCCCGAGCAGGUACAGAUAAGGUGCGGCAGGCCAUGCGCUGUAAACACCUGUACGUGGUGAAUCCUGAUUGGCUGUGGGGCUGCCUCGAGCGCUGGGAGAAGGUGGAGGAGCAGCUUUAUCCCAUCAAGGAAGACUACAGCAAAGCGCCCAGGAGUAACAGUCCAGCGUUCUUCCCCGACGCCCUCUGUGCUCCCCCUCUCCACCCGGCCCCCCAGCAAGACCCCACCCCUCGGCCGCCGCCCCCGGAGGUGCGCACCUACGACCCCGUCACCGGCAAACUUAUCCGCAGGGGCCCCCAGGCGCACCACCAGCCCUCCUUCCACCACCACCACCAGCAGCACCAGCAGCAGCAGCACCACCACCCCGCGGGGCCAUCGGGGGUCCCCCAGCCGGAGCCCAAACCCCGGCCGUCCCCGCCGGAGGUGCGCACGUACGACCCCGUGACGGGCAAGCUGAUCCGGAGAGGCCCCCAGGCGUCCAGGCACUCCUCCUACGGCCAGGCGCCAGGGCCGUCCACGUCGCGGUCGUCUUUCAGCGCGAGUGGGCAGCAGCAGCCGGAUGACGAGCAGCCAGGGCCGUCCCGACGAGACCGGCAGCCCAGCAUGUCCGAAACCAACCCCCUGUACACGCUCUGCAAGGAGGACCUGGACUUCAUGGACAAAGAGGUUGAUGACAUCCUGGGCGAGGAGAGCGACAACGAGAGCGACGAGCAGGGAAAGGAGGACGAGAAGAUGGAGGUGGGUGGCGGCGCCGCCGAAUGCGGUGGCGUUGGCAUUGUUGGUGGUGAGGAAGAUGAGGACGAAGGGCCAGAGGAGAGGCCUCAGACUAGCCAGCAGAGUUUGGCAGUUCAGCCCCAGCAGCAGCAAAUCCCAGGCCCCAGCGCCAGGGAGGAGACGAGCCAGACGCAACCCAGCGACGGAGACAGUCUGUCGGGCAGCGAGCCAAGGGGUCAGAAGCGCAAGCUGGACGAGACCAGAGGCGAGCGCGAGAAGGAGAAAGAGAAGGAGGAAGAGAAGGAGGAGAAGAAAGAGGUGGCGGCCGGAGAGGACACGGCGCUCUCGGACAGCCAAUCCAGCAGGGACUCCAACGAGGAGGGCAGCAGCUCGGAGGCGGACGAGAUGGCCGCCGCCCUGGAGGCCGAGCUCAACGACUUCAUGUGAGGCGGAGGACUCGAAACCAAGCACUCGCCCCCCCCCCCCCCUGAUGCUCCCCAAGCCCCUCGACAAACUGCACUGCCCCGACAUGUGGUACCUAAAACAGGGGAACUCCUUUUGUGUGUAUGUGUGUGGGUGUGAGUGUGUGUGUGUGAUACGGUGUGCGUACAUACAAUGUGUAAACAUGACAAAGAUGAAUAAUAAUGAAGAAUUUUUGUUUUGUACAGUAUAUAGUUCCUUAGCAUAAUAUUUUAGGUGGGGUUGUAUAAGCUGUUGACGAACACGUUAAAGGUGUUUCUGUGGUGAAAAUAGAAGUGGUAAUUUUGAAAAUGUUUAACUUUUACCUGAGUUUGUUUUUUCCUACGAUCUUUUAUACAAAUUCAAUUUAAAAAUAGCUGAAUAUGAAAUGAAUUGGUUCAUAAAUGCCAAAGAGCCUGGAAAAAGGUCCAUUUGGACCAGCAGCUAAAAUCCACGUUUUACACAGACUUCCUGUUCCUGUUUCUUUUUUUAGGAUUGAUUGUUCUUUACCAGCAGUAAAUCUCUUGACGCCUGAAUGUGACCUGUUUGAUUUUCAUUUCUGAUCCUCUGUUCUUUUUUGUUUUUCUAACAAACUUUUUGAACUUGGGGGCGAAUGACUCUCCAUUGACUCAUGGAAGGGACCCACCCUCUAAAGAUUCAGAUGUCAAGGGUGCAUCUUAAUGGGCUGUGUGUGUGUGUGUGUGUGUGUGUGUGUUGGUGUGUCUUCGCUCUCUUAACUCUGAGGAGAAUGAGAAAGAAACUGACCCUUUUCCAGGACCAGACGAAAUAGAUCACAGGACAGCAGGUGUGCUCAGACCGUCUAGGCCUGAGCCCUGGGCCUCGUCUCUGAUACCAUCAGCCUUUACGCAGGCACAUGGUCCAGUACUAAUGACCGAAAUGAGGAAAAAUUGGAACAGUCUGCAGUGGAGAAUUCUAACUAAAUCUCCGGAGGGGAGUUGAGCAUGUGAGUAAGAGUGUCUGCUAAAGUGGGGUUCUCACAAUUUACCAGUAAGAUGUUCAUAUUUGGUCCAACACUGGCAUUUAACCAUCGUUUUUCUUUCAUCAGUUCACUUACUUUUGUAUCCAUCAGAUGUUUCUCAAAACGAGUCCCAAUACUACAGUGUACUCCCAUUGUACCCAACAAUUUGUCAUGACUAAAUAGACUCAAAAGAAACCAGUACAAAUGAUAAAUGUGACCCAAGAUGCCCACACAAGAUUCACUUCACACAUUCAUAGUUGCCCUUAGAACCUUAAGUCACUUUUUGGUCUUAACCCCCCAAUGCCACAGUCAUACAAAUAUUUCUGUGAAAGAAACAACACAUUUUCAUCAUAUGCAUUAGUUUUAUGUGUCAUGAUACAAGCUUCACCCCAGUUCAAGAUGUAUAUUCCCCUAUGCUGGUGGAAACGAUAGACACCCCUAGAUUGACUUCCCCAAGUGAAGAUGAGUGAAUGGUGGCCUGAGCUCUGGGUGGGAGCACAGACUUCUAGGUCAUGGAUAGCAGACAAGGCUGAGAUGCUGAUUGGUUGGCUGUAGCACUGUGAAUCGGGAUUGGCGCCCAAGCCCCUGUCCCUCCCCCUUUUCCUCUGUAACUGAAGUCUGCUCAGGUGGACAGACGUGAGUACUGAGAGCCCUACAUUGUGUCUCAUCCGUUUUUUGAUGUUCCAAUCCCUUUCAUUUUAGUUUUGUGCUGUUGUUUUUAUUUCUCAAAACUAAAGACUGAUGUAAAAUAUUUGUACAUUCUAUUUCAUACUUGACCUGACCGAAAGAAGACUAAGAAAAAAAAAAAGAUUCAUUUCAUUAAAUAAAAAUUUGUUUUGUAA
Sardina pilchardus (European sardine) is the source of this 5388-nucleotide messenger RNA. It is a transcript of the gene ctdp1, whose product is annotated as CTD (carboxy-terminal domain, RNA polymerase II, polypeptide A) phosphatase, subunit 1. Lineage: Eukaryota; Metazoa; Chordata; Actinopteri; Clupeiformes; Clupeidae. Bases 211 to 3555 code for a protein of 1114 amino acids. The transcript is spliced from 13 exons. Gene Ontology annotation, cellular component: nucleus. The record is from RefSeq and is a predicted model, not a curated record. Gene Ontology annotation, molecular function: RNA polymerase II CTD heptapeptide repeat phosphatase activity.